GGUGGAGGAAGGGACAUAGGCUUAAGUUAUUUUUAUCUCUGUUCAAUGUUUAUAUCUCUAUAGAUACUAGCUGUAGAUCACACACACAAGAUGACCGGCUCGAAUAAUGAAAACUAUGUGAACAAGAGUACAGUUGCUCGCCGGCGAUGGAAGAUCCUAGCGGAGGCCUUGCAGCGGUCCAGUCCCCGGGAUGCCUCACCUGACAGUGCGUCCACGCGGAAGUUUCAGAGCUUCGGCCUUUUAUCCUUUGAUCCCCUUGGCCAGGACUUUUACAUAGUCACAUGUAUUAACUCGGAUUUAAAGGUGACUGUAAGGCUAUUGCGUCGAGACUUCAGCCCCAGUGAGCUAACCGGCUUCAACAAUACGGGCAACGUUUGCAUCUGGCCCUCGGAAGAGAUCCUGACCUACUACUGCCUCAGCAACCUGCACAUCUUCUCCGGGAAGUCAGUCUUGGAGCUGGGCGGGGGAAUGACUUGCCUGGCAGGGAUGCUCGUGGCAGCAAGUGGAGUUGCAGCAAAGAUGGUACUGACUGACGGUAAUGCGAUAUCCGUCGACAAUGUUCAAGUGUCCUUAGAACGCAAUGACUUGCCCACAGAGACCACCGCAAGGCAAGUUUCACAUUCUAGUAAACUAUUUAGGGAAAAACUUAGGAUGUCAUUAGACUGGUAUUAUUUCCCCAAGUCAUGUCAUCAGAGGCCAAGGGCUAAGGGAUAA
Messenger RNA from Penaeus monodon (black tiger shrimp), 714 nucleotides. RefSeq names its product calmodulin-lysine N-methyltransferase-like. Bases 91 to 714 code for a protein of 207 amino acids. Lineage: Eukaryota; Metazoa; Arthropoda; Malacostraca; Decapoda; Penaeidae. The transcript has 6 exons. Gene Ontology annotation, molecular function: calmodulin-lysine N-methyltransferase activity. Gene Ontology annotation, cellular component: cytoplasm. The record is from RefSeq and is a predicted model, not a curated record.